Drosophila busckii is the source of this 496-nucleotide messenger RNA. RefSeq names its product protein PET100 homolog, mitochondrial. The coding region runs from base 89 to 325 and encodes 78 amino acids. Gene Ontology annotation, cellular component: mitochondrion; mitochondrial inner membrane. The record is from RefSeq and is a predicted model, not a curated record. NCBI's taxonomy places the organism in Eukaryota, Metazoa, Arthropoda, Insecta, Diptera, Drosophilidae. The transcript has a single exon. Gene Ontology annotation, biological process: mitochondrial respiratory chain complex IV assembly.
GCUGAUUUUUGUUGACAACGAGAGAAAAACAAAUUGUAGUCAUAACAAAUUUUAAGAAUUGCGUUUUAAAUAAAUUCAAAUUACAAAAAUGGGCACCUGGGUACUGGAGGUAGCUAAGAUGGGCAUGUACAUGGCCUUUCCAGUGGCGCUAUUUCACUUUUUCAAUCAGCCGGAAUACUUUGAAGAGUGGGUGACCAAAAAGAAGCGCGAGCUCUAUCCGCCGGAAAGCAAGAGUCAUCACGAGGAGCUACAGCGCGCCAUACGUGAACAUCACCAGGAGCAUGAUGCAAAAAUGUUGCGUGCCAUGGCAGAGCGCAAAAACUAAAAAGCCGCGCCGGCAAAUUGUAAUAUUAUUUAUUAGUUUUUAGUUAUAUAAGACAAGUGGCAUGUUGACUGUCGAGUGGGGCAGUCGAUGCCUCACUGUGUAAACAGCAAAAAUAAUUGUUUUGUAUUGCGACAUAAUAAAUAAUACUAGUCUAUAUACUUGUGCAUUACA